Molecule: messenger RNA, 956 nt
Organism: Branchiostoma belcheri (Belcher's lancelet)
Lineage: Eukaryota; Metazoa; Chordata; Leptocardii; Amphioxiformes; Branchiostomatidae
Product: sulfotransferase 1A3-like
Exons: 6
Coding region: 41-931 (296 amino acids)
Biological process (GO): sulfation
Cellular component (GO): cytoplasm
Molecular function (GO): sulfotransferase activity
Source: RefSeq, a predicted model, not a curated record
AUACGGUGACCCCGGCACUGUCCGGUUCACUGCACCCAAAAUGGCGGCCAGCGACGAUCAUGUCGAGUAUAACUGGUACAAGGGGAUGCGUCUCGCUAGUCACCUUGUACCUGAAGACAUGGACGACAUUCAGGACUUCGUCGUUCGAGACGAUGACGUCUUUAUCAUCACGUAUCCCAAGUCAGGAACAGCCUGGUUACAGCGCAUCGUUUCUCUGCUGCAUUUCGGCGGCGACGUUUCGAAGACUGACCAGAAAGAACAAGACGAACUGGUGCCUUACUUUGAACAGAAGUGUGGGGAUAGCGCCACCUUUCGAAAACUACCGGAAGCUCCGUCACCAAGGUUGCUGAAGAGCCAUCUUAACUUCUGUCAUGCUCCUGUGCAACUUACGCAGGGGAAAGGAAAAGUUAUUUACGUCGCCAGGAACCCAAAAGAUGUCGCGGUCUCCUAUUAUCACUUCCACUUCAUGGUGACAACACUCAAGAACCCCACAUCCUGGGAACAGUUCGUACAGGACUUCGUCAACGGCGAUUUGAGCAGGGGUGCGUGGCACGAUCAUGUGUUGGAAUGGUGGCAACAUAAGGACAACCCAAACGUGUUAUUCCUCCGGUAUGAAGACCUACAAAAGGACACCAGGAAGGAGGUGGAGAAAGUGGCAGAGUUCCUGGGCUGGUCUGUGACCCCGGAAGUGAUUGAUACGGUCGUGGAACACAGCAAGUUCAAGAAAAUGGCGACCAAUCCUACCACGAACAAGGUUGACGGGAAGGAGGUCAAAGGGGGGAUAUUUGACUCAUCGAAGGGAACUUUCUUUAGAAAGGGUGUAGUCGGUGACUGGAAGUCUCACUUCAGUGACGAGCAGAGUCAGUGGUUUGACGCCUUCUACAAGGAAAAACUGGGGCCAACUGGACUACAGUUCGACUUUGAAGGAUAGGUCCAAAAGAUAUUACAUUGUACAA